AUGGAUUUCUUCAAUGGCAAGAUAGAUGCUCAGAUAACACCUGCCUCUUUACAAUUCCUGGCAAUUACAAACCCUUCAUUGAGCAAGGAUGAAGAAGAUUCAAUAAAUCAAGUGCUAGCAUUCAUAUCAAAUGAACAAGAUGAGGAAAUAACCGAUAACUAUAAACUAAACAAAAUUGGUAUAAUCCAAGGGAUAAACUCAUUAAUUGGAAAUUUUGAUAAUAAUGAUUCGUUGAAUUACAUUGAGCUGGACAAUCAAUUGAUAAUAUUUGAUGAAUUUGAAUCAAAAUAUCAAAUAAUGUUGAGCUUAAACCUUACACAGAUUAAAGAUGAUGGAGUGAUUGAACAUACAAGCCAGGAUAUAGCACCUGUUGAGUUCUUGAUCAAGAUGAUCUAUCAAGGUUAUAAUGACUUCAGACUACAUAAUGGUUCUUUCGGGAGUAUGAGCUCUGAAAUACCCAUUUUCAAAGAGACUUUAACAAAAUGGUGGACUAUAUGGUUUAAGAAUUUACCAUUGGGAUUAAUAGAGAAUGGGUCUUUAAAGCUUUACCCUGGAUUCAAGAAGGCAAACUCAUCGCAGCUGGAGGCGGUUGCACCAUCCAAUUCAACAAAUUUCUAUAUAUUCAACACUUCAAGAGAUAAUCCUGAAACAUAUGGACUUUUACAUGAUUCUCAAAAUAAUCUAACCAUUGAAUCCAAACUAAGAUUUUUAAACUGGAUAGAAGAGCAAGAUAAUUAUACAAUUUCUUCACAAUCAUUGAUUUUACCACAAGUUUUGAAAAACAUUAAGCUACCUGAUGAUGCUUCAAGUUCUGAGAUUGUUUAUGAUCCAUUCAAGUUAGUUUUCAAUACACUUAGUGAUAUAUCAAGAUAUAGUGGUGUUACUGGUGGUGUUAAUGCGAGUGUGAAUGGUGUCAGUAAUGGGUUUAGUAGUAUUAAUGGGUAUUUGCCUAGUUGGAUGGGCGGUAAAUCUCAAGAAAGUGGAGUUGAUGAAGAUACAGAUGAGAGAGCUACUGAUAAUGAAGAGGAUACAAACAAAGAUAUGGGAUUUUUGAUUGGGAAAGUUGGUGAUGAUAUUUUGGAAAAAACUGUUUGGUUGCAAUUGGGUGUGAAAGAUGAGGAACAAAAGUUUAGGGUUGUUGUUUUCAAAUAUUUUGAAUUGUUGUUCAUCACCAUUUAUGAAGAUGGUUAUUCAAAAUUAGAUGAUGUGGAAUUUUACAAAGACUUGAAACAAGAGUUUGUUGAAAUUGGCCAAGGUAUUAAAAUUGAUGAAAUUAAGGAAAAGAAUUUUUACUUCAUGAUUUAUGAUAAAUUCGAACAGAGUAUAUCAAGCAAUUUACCAGAUAUUCCAAACUUUGAUGAUGAUGAAGUUAAUGAUUUGAAAUAUUUCCAUGAUUUAUCUAAAUCUCAAACACAAUCUAAAAUGUUGCAUAAAGAAAUCAUCAAACUUCUUGAACCUGAACUGGAUGGUUCUGACCAUCAAUUGGAGAAAUUGAAAAGAACUAAGAAUGGAUGGUGGAUAUAUAAACUUAAUCAUCAAAACAUUAAGGAGAUUUUAAUUAUAAAGAAGUGGCAACUAUUACACAAGGGCGGUGCCGGUUCAGCUGAUGGGAUAAGAAACAAGAUUUUAGAUAAUUCAACAAGUAUUUUGGGAAGUAUUGGUAAAGAUGCAAAGUUAUGGCUAGAGGAUUAUCUUACAAAGAAUCAGGUAUAAUAUAGAUAGGUAUAUUAUUAUUAUGAUAUUAAUGAAUAAUGAUGAAUUUUUUAUAGAUCAAAAAAGACGUAGAAAACAAAAUGCAGAACCUCAAAAAGCAAACCCAACAACCAAACAAUAACUCCACCAACAUAUAAUAAAACUAGAACCUCAUAACCGCCGUAUGCAUU
Messenger RNA from Hansenula anomala, 1883 nucleotides. It is a transcript of the gene CCZ1, whose product is annotated as Ccz1p. The record is from RefSeq and is a predicted model, not a curated record. The transcript has a single exon. The coding region runs from base 1 to 1713 and encodes 570 amino acids. NCBI's taxonomy places the organism in Eukaryota, Fungi, Ascomycota, Saccharomycetes, Phaffomycetales, Wickerhamomycetaceae. Gene Ontology annotation, cellular component: Mon1-Ccz1 complex; intracellular membrane-bounded organelle. Gene Ontology annotation, biological process: vesicle-mediated transport.